AAUCGAAUCUUUUUCUCUCAAUUUGAAUAGCAUAUAUAAUCCCUAUUAUCACAACAAUUUUAAAAAAAAAGUAUUUCUUAGAAGCAAAGAAAACCAUUUGGGGAGGAAAACUAAAAAGAAAACAAUUAAAAAAAACUGUGUGUAUAUAGGGUAAAAACUUGACUCAUUUCCAGCAAGUUGAAGAGAAGUUUCAGUUGGCCAGUGAUUCUUGUUUCCUUGUUUAGAAACAAACCGUUUACUUCAUUAUCAAAAUUUAUUACUUCUGCCUUCAAUUAGGGUUCUACUUCAAGUUGGGGUUUCUCUGCAGAAGAAGAAGAAGAAAAUGGCAUUGUUGAACAAUUGUGAAAAUAUGGGGUUAGGCAUUGUGAGGAGUACCUCGUUUGGGCGAAAACGAGUCACUUUAUCGAAUGCAGUAGACGUUGAUUUCAUUUCAACAAUGCCCACGAAAAGAUUCUGCGGUCAGAACUCAUUUUCUACGAACGAGAAAUCUGGUCUUGAAUCCUUGCCUAAAGAUAUCUUGAUAAGGAUAGUGUGUGGAGUUGAUCAUGAUGAUUUGAAGAGUCUGUUUCAUGUAUCAACGGCAAUUAGAGAAGUGACUCUGAUUGCGAAAAGAUUGCAUUUUGAAUUUAGUACACCGAGAAAGACUCUUCCUUUUCGGAAUGUUUUUGAUGUGGAUACUGAUGAGGUAGAACCACCAAAUGCUCCAAAGCUGUCGAAGAUUACCAGGUCUCGAUUGAGCAGGAAAAGGCUGGCUGAGAUCUCUGUAGCCUUGUUUGCCUCGGAUGGCGAAGAAAAUUGGCCAUAGAGAGAGUUAUUUAUACAAUUGGAAACUGAGGUGUAGAACUAAAAACAGAUCAUGUAUAGCUAUUAUUGUAGUAGAAACCUAUGUUGCUCGGACUGUCCGAAAUGUCGGGGGAUGCAUGUCGGAUCCUUCAAAAGUAGUGCAUUUUUGGCGGAUCUGACACGGGUGCAACAACAUUUUGGAGAGUUUGCGCAAUAUAAGUAGAAACUCAAGAAGGAAAUCUUUUUCAAAAGGAAGUGCUUGAUCUGAUAUCUCACCGGGAAGAAAGGUUCGGGGAGAUGCACUUGAAGAUCACUUGCCCAGUUCUGGAAGGACAUGAGUGGAGAAUUGUCACCAGAUUUGAGCCGCCGUCAAUACACUGUUUCAUCGUUAGACGGAGCUCUCUCUUUAUCAUCCUCGUGCUAGAUGCCACAUUCUUUUUCCUACUUGCGAACCACAGGAACGCCUAGCGCGCAGAGGAAGUCCAACUCAAGGGGAGCUUAGAUUGCACAUACACUAUAAUGGUUGAACAGAGAUCAACGAAUGGACCAAGCACGACAGCGAUGCGAACCAGGUUUACAUGUCACAACAAAUUUUUACAAGCCAUUGUUUUUCAACUCUAUCAUUGAAGAUGGGCUUGAUUGUUUGUAUUGAUAGUUAGUUUUAGGGAUUCUAUUUGAAGGGGCUGCUCUGGCACUUCUGAUUUCAUAAGAAUUUCAGUUGUACA
Nicotiana tabacum (common tobacco) is the source of this 1508-nucleotide messenger RNA. RefSeq names its product F-box protein SKIP27-like. The record is from RefSeq and is a predicted model, not a curated record. Lineage: Eukaryota; Viridiplantae; Streptophyta; Magnoliopsida; Solanales; Solanaceae.